Pantherophis guttatus is the source of this 2286-nucleotide messenger RNA. Lineage: Eukaryota; Metazoa; Chordata; Lepidosauria; Squamata; Colubridae. The record is from RefSeq and is a predicted model, not a curated record.
AUGGUCAACAAGAAUUCCCAUCUCUUGCACAAUCUCACACUGGGCUACAACAUCCACGACAACUAUUUUAGCACUUUCCAAACUUCAGAUGCCUUGCUGGACAUGCUCUCCACUGGAGAAGCCAAUGUCCCCAACUACGGCUGUGGAAGGAAGGAGAACCUCCUGGCUCUUCUUGAUGCAGCUGACAGGGACAUCUCCAUCCAGGCGUCAACAUUAGGAGGCACCUACAAAGUCCCACAGGUCAGUCAUACAAUUGUUUCAGAGGCUCUGAGUGAUAAAAGGAAAUUCCCUUUUUUCCACCAAAUUCUCCCCAAAGAAGGGAUCCAGUACCCAGCAAUUGUCCAGCUGCUCCUCCAUUUCAGAUGGACCUUCAUUGGCCUCUUUGCUUCAGAUACAGGGAAGGGAGAGAAUUUCAUGAGGAUUUUUCCUCCUGUGCUUGUCAGGAAUGGAAUUUGUGUGGUUAUAUCACAACUGUUCUCAACAACUGGAUAUACAGCAUCCCUCAGGGAUUCCCUCUCUAAGUGGAGACAAGUCAACGUCUUUGUUCACUUCAGAGAACGUGUUUCCAUCUGGGAGAGAAUUCUUCCUUUCCAUUUAACAUUUAUGCAUCUGCCAGGACCCAUUGAAGGGAAAGUCUGGAUCCUCACAAGUUUUGUAGGGUAUACAAUGAAGAAUCAUAGACUUUUCAAAUACAUCCGUAGUAUUUUGAACUUUGGUUAUCUGCCAAAAGAAAGGCCAAUGGAUGAAGCCUUUGAACCCCAUUUCUUUGUGGAAAAAAAGUUUCAAGAUCCUUAUUUCCACUGUUCUCUUUCAAAGAACGUUUUUUCUGUCAAAGGCCGCAGAAGAUGCACCCAGAAAGCCCCACUGGAGACCCAGGAGAAAGAGAAAAGAAGACGGAUCGCAAACAACUAUCAAUAUUACAGUAUCAUUCAGACUCUGGCCCAGGCCUUGAAUGCCGCUUAUUCCUCCAGAUCGAGGAGGAGAAGGAAGGAGGGAGAAAAGACUUUGGGGUCUCCAAGGCUGCAGCCGUGGCAGUUUCAUCCCUUUCUGGAGAGGAAUGAAUUUUUCAAUAUUUCUCGAAGAAAACUGUACUUGGACCAAAAUGGAGAAAUAAAAGCAGAUCUGAGCAUUAAAAUCUUCUUGAUUCACCCCAAGGAGGAUGUAAGGAGAGAGAUUCUGGCGUAUUUUGAAAGACAGAGACUUUCUAUCAAACAAGAUGCUCUUUCACGGCUAAAGUUGCUCAAUAAGUCCCUGCCUCAGUCCAAAUGUGUGGAAAGUUGUCAUCCUGGAUUUGUCAAGAGGGCUCGAGAAGGAGAGCCAGUUUGCUGCUAUGACUGCGUUCCUUGUCCGGAGGGGACCUUCUCCACUCAGGAAGAUACAGAAAAAUGCACCAAAUGUCCAGAUGAUAAAUAUCCAAAUGAGGACAGAGUCCAAUGUAUCCCCAAAGUCAUAACCUUCCUGUCUUAUGAAGAACUUCUGGGCAUCAUCCUGGUCUCUUUUGCCCUAUUCUUGUUCCUAACCACAGGCCUUGUUUUAGUCACCUUCAUUCAAUACAGAGAAACUCCCCUUGUCAAAGCCAACAACCGGGACCUCUCCUACAUCCUCCUGGUCUCCCUCCUGCUUUGCUUCUUGUCUCCUUCUCUCUUCAUUGGUCAACCAAGGAAAGCCACCUGCCUUCUCCGACAAACGGUUUUCAGCAUCAUCUUCUCAGUGGCCGUUUCUUCUCUCUUGGCCAAAACCAUCACGGUGGUGCUGGCCUUCCUGGCCACAAAACCAGGAAACCGAGUGAAGAGAUGGUUGGGGAAGAGCUUGGCCAACUCCAUCAUCCUUUCUUCUUCUUCUGUCCAAAUUAUCAUCUGCUCCAUCUGGCUGGGAGUUUCUCCCCCCUUCCCUGACUCUGACCUCCACUCCCAGCCUGGAGAGAUCAUCCUGCAAUGCAACGAAGGGGCCGUUGUCAUGUUCUACGUCACCCUCAGCUACAUGGGCUUCCUGGCUGCCAUCUGCUUCACAGUGGCUUUCCUGGCCAGGAACCUGCCUGGGGCCUUCAACGAAGCCAAGCUGAUCACCUUCAGCAUGCUGGUCUUCUGCAGUGUCUGGGUGACUUUUGUGCCCACCUACCUGAGCACCAAAGGGAAAUCCAUGGUGGCUGUGCAGGUCUUCUCCAUCCUGGCCUCCAGUGCUGGUCUGCUGGGCUGCAUCUUCAUCCCCAAGUGCUACAUUAUCCUUCUGAGGCCAGACCUCAACACAAAGGAAUAUCUUGCAGCCAGAACAAAUGUAAAAACAUGA